AUGGGCCCCUGUACCGCCUCCUCAUGCUGCUGCCAGGCCCGUAAUCUGCCAUGGGCCCCCGUACCGACUCCUCAUGCUGCUGCCAGGCCCGUAAUCUGUCAUGGGCCCCUGUACCGCCUCCUCAUGCUGCUGCCAGGUCCAGAGUGUGUCAUGGGUCCCUGUACGGCCUCCCAUUGCUGCUGUCUCCAUCGCCACACUCUGCCAUGUGCCACUUUCAGGUCUCCUCACACUGCUGGUGGGUUCCAUUUUGUCAUAGGGUGCUGUAUGGCCUCCCAUUGCUGCUGCCUCCACCGCCACACUGUGGCUCCACACUCUGGUUUUGGCCCCGUGACUGCCCAAAUGAGUGAAGUGUGCGGUGAUUCUAAGAUCGACGGCACUCAUCUGCAUGUCAUACUGACUGACAGUAUUAUUUCUCUUUCCCCAGCAGACUCCAAGGGCAUUUAAAUUAAAGGUACAGUGUUCUGCACUAAUAUAA
Molecule: messenger RNA, 475 nt
Organism: Staurois parvus
Lineage: Eukaryota; Metazoa; Chordata; Amphibia; Anura; Ranidae
Source: the annotation of a GenBank genome assembly